Lolium rigidum is the source of this 1641-nucleotide messenger RNA. RefSeq lists its product as uncharacterized. The record is from RefSeq and is a predicted model, not a curated record. The transcript has 15 exons. Lineage: Eukaryota; Viridiplantae; Streptophyta; Magnoliopsida; Poales; Poaceae. Bases 148 to 1356 code for a protein of 402 amino acids.
CGCCGCCACCCGCACCGCCGGAUCGCCGGCGCGUCGUCCGGAUCCGCGAGGCGGCGCUAGCCAAUUCGAUUAGCAGCUACAAGUUCUUCAAAGGUGCUUACAACAUUCUGCUAACAAGUUCCAUCGCGGCCAUCCCUCACAGCUGCCAUGGCAAAGCCCGGCAUUCUAGGCCGGAGCAGCAGCAUGCCAAGAUCAAAUGAGGGCAUGAGGCUCAUAUUCUCAGCAGUUAUCGGUGUUAUGCUAGGUUACUUGUUUGGGAUUUCCUUUCCCACUGUCAAUAUAACUAAGCUUCACUUCCCUUCCAGUAUUGUCUCCUAUAUUGAAGAUAGAAACUCUGGAAUCACAACACAAACAUUGUUGAACCAUGCAUGGACAUCUGCAAAUAGUCACAAGAAGAACAAUACUGACACAAAGUCUGAUGAAAUUCCAAAGAUUUACGUUACCUCAAACCCAAAAGGUGCUGAAAGGCUUCCACCAGGCAUUGUUGUCUCUGAAACAGACCUUUAUCCACGGAGAUUAUGGGGUGAACCUAGUGAGGAUCUUACUAUCCAGCCAAGGUACCUUGUUACAUUUACAGUUGGAAUUGGGCAAAAGGCAAAUAUUGAUGCAGCAGUCAAAAAGUUCUCGGAGAACUUCACAAUUAUGUUGUUCCACUAUGAUGGCCGGACUACUGAAUGGGAUGAAUUUGACUGGUCAAAAAGGGCUAUCCAUGUGAGUGUUAGCAAGCAAACUAAAUGGUGGUAUGCCAAGCGAUUUUUACAUCCUGAUGUUGUUGCCCGUUAUGACUACAUAUUUAUCUGGGAUGAGGAUCUAGGUGUUCAACAUUUUAAUGCAGAGGCGUACAUCAAGCUUGUUAGGAAGCAUGGGCUGGAGAUCUCUCAACCUGGUUUGGAACCUGACAGAGGUCUGACAUGGCAAAUGACUAAGCGGCGAGGUGAUCGAGAAGUUCACAAAGUAACUGAGGAGAGGCCAGGCUGGUGCUCUGAUCCCCAUCUACCACCAUGUGCAGCAUUCGUAGAAAUUAUGGCGACUGUGUUCUCUAGGGAUGCAUGGCGUUGCGUUUGGCAUAUGAUUCAGAACGACUUGGUCCAUGGAUGGGGUCUUGAUUUUGCUCUUAGGAAGUGUGUGGAGCCCGCUCAUGAGAAAAUCGGAGUUGUUGAUGCUCAGUGGAUUGUUCAUCAGAGUGUUCCAUCACUUGGUAACCAGGGCAAGUCAGAGAAUGGAAAAGCGCCCUGGGAAGGGGUAAGAGGACGCUGUAGAAAAGAAUGGGGGAUAUUCCAGACAAGGUUGGCCGAUGCCGAGAAGAAGUAUUACUUGGAUCGAGGGAUCACGCCACCGAAUUCGACAUCAGUUUAGAUGAGUUCUUGCGGCCCAUGCAGGAGUAGCCAGUAUGGUUUCUGAUUCGGAGACCUGCCCCUUAAGCGCUCAGUAUGUUAACGAAAGCAGCCUGCCACAAGCAAUAUAACUGAAGCUCCAGGGCCGGAUUUGUACAUGGUAAUAUCGUGGGGGAUCAAGAGUAUUUUAGCAGAUAGAGUGAGAGACCGCAUGCUAAUAAUGAAACUUGUGUAAUAUAUUUAUUGUACCGACACUUGUGGUGGAUGCAGAGCAUCAGUUUAGUUGUACCUCUUAUUUAAACACUUA